UGUUACGUGUCUGUUGAAAAGACUGUUACAAAUUUCUUGUAUUCUUUUCUUACGUUUGCACUUUUAUACUCGUACAUCACGAUUUUUCUCGAUUCGACCCGUAUUUCACGAUUGCCGUCCGUAAAUCGUUAUAGGGCUACACUGGGCCCGAGCCCGAGAAUCAAACUAUGGCAGAAAAUAUGGCAUCACAGAGGGGUCAUGGUGUUCAGAAAGUAAUAACUAAAAUAGACAACCUGGUCAAAAAUGGCAAUUACUACGAGGCGCAUCAGAUGUACAAAUCGUUGUAUUUUAGAUUAUUAGGGCAGAAAAAGUAUGAUGGAUUGUUGAAUCUUCUCUAUGAAGGUGCAACUACGCUCCUUAGUCAUGACCAGCAAAUAAGCGGUAUAGAUUUAGCCAAUUUGUACAUUGAUGUUCUAGUCAAGUCAAACAUGAAACCUCUUGAUGAUAACAUUAGAAAUCUAGCAAGAAUAUUUAGCCUCAUAAGUUGUACACUUCCAGACAGAGAAACAUUUUUAGCAUCAGCAGUGAAAUGGUCAAUGACUGGAGGAAACCGAGGAGGUAGUCCUUUCUUACAUCAACUAAUUGCAGAAGUCUACUGGAAAGAAAAAAACUACACGAUGGCAAGAAGACACUAUUUGAGAUCCUAUGAUGGUCUGGGCUUUGGAACCAUGUUGGUUGAAGUUCACAAGACAAGUGGAUAUCUCUCAGAAGUAGAUCUUUUUAUUGCCCAAGUUGUCCUUCAGUGCCUUUGUUUGAAGAACAAGAAAACCGCUGUGAUUACAUUUGAAUGCUAUACGACUCAACAUCCUCAGAUUAGCAAGGGUCCUCCUUAUCUUUUACCUCUUCUCAAUUUCAUAUGGUUCCUCCUACAAGCUGUUGAAGGAGGUCGGCUAGCAGCCUUCACUGUACUUUGUGAGCAGUACCAGCUAAGUAUAGAAAGAGAUCCUUCUUAUAGUCAUUACCUUGAAAAAAUUGGCCAGCUGUUCUUUGGAGUGACCCCUCCAACUUACAGGCGUCCUCCUCCUACUGGUAUUUUAGGUGACCUUUUCCAAUCUUUGGUACAGUCAAUUGAUGAUUAUACAACGUCAGACGAUGAGGAUGUGGCGUUUACUGGUGGGCAGAGAGCAAGGCCAGGACAAAGGCAACAACAGGGAGAGUCGAGCCGAGGGAGGUCGAGCAGGCCAGGAGCAUCUGGGAGUAACCCAGCCUCUCCGAUUGUAAUGGACACCGAACUGGAUUAGCGCCUGAGACUAGGAACUAGUCCAUUUUCGUCCGUCCCUUACUGUUACUUCCCUUAUGUUUUUGUAUUAUAAAAUUGUACAGCGAUAAAGAGAGCAAUAAUUAAAAAAAAGAGAAAAAAGAGAAAGAUAAUAAAAGUAUUUAACUGGCCUUUGUUAAAGGAAAACUAUAAAGAGGCUGAAGAAAGAUCGACAGUGAAGACUUUUGCCUUUAACCGCACAGGGGGUUAGUUUAGGCAAUAAAACAGGAUAGUUUGUUAUUAAAACUUUUAGACAUUUUUUAAGUGGAUUUCAAAGAAAAAAAUAACAAUCCAAGCGUGGGUAAUUAUUUUUUCAGUGCUAUACAUUUUUUUCCUGAGCAAUAUCUGUGACAGAAAUAAUAUAUUCUGAAAAAUCAUGAAUGUUGAAAAAUCUUGAGUUUAGAUUUCAUUAUUUGUAUUCUGUGGCAUGAUAGAAGGGAAAAUGUACUGAGACUUUUGUGUGCUUUUAUGUUUAUUAGCCAUACUGAUUUAGUUAAAUAGUUACCAUUUUUUUUCUUCAAAAUUUUAAGCAAACACCAUUUUUUAAGUUGCUACUUAAGUUGGGCUUUAAAACAAAUUAUUGACAAUUCUUAACACUUAACGCGGUAAUUUAUAUGAAAAAUAAAUAAAUUAAUAUUCA
This is a messenger RNA of Cimex lectularius (bed bug), 1898 nucleotides long. RefSeq names its product Golgi to ER traffic protein 4 homolog. Gene Ontology annotation, biological process: protein insertion into ER membrane. The transcript has 9 exons. The record is from RefSeq and is a predicted model, not a curated record. Gene Ontology annotation, cellular component: cytosol; BAT3 complex. Lineage: Eukaryota; Metazoa; Arthropoda; Insecta; Hemiptera; Cimicidae. Bases 168 to 1241 code for a protein of 357 amino acids. Gene Ontology annotation, molecular function: protein binding.